Limanda limanda (common dab) is the source of this 3324-nucleotide messenger RNA. RefSeq names its product CCR4-NOT transcription complex subunit 3-like. The transcript is spliced from 20 exons. Gene Ontology annotation, cellular component: CCR4-NOT core complex; P-body; nucleus. Bases 176 to 3130 code for a protein of 984 amino acids. Gene Ontology annotation, biological process: regulation of stem cell population maintenance; regulation of DNA-templated transcription; nuclear-transcribed mRNA poly(A) tail shortening. The record is from RefSeq and is a predicted model, not a curated record. Lineage: Eukaryota; Metazoa; Chordata; Actinopteri; Pleuronectiformes; Pleuronectidae.
CAUCUUGGAUGUGCGGACUGAUUGUUUAGCGAGAAGAAUUGUGAACAUUUUAGAAAAUAAGCCAUUUUACUGAAUCCCUGAAGGUUUGAGGAAGUGGAGGCGACCGAGGACCGAGACCGUCACUGGGAACAGUCCGGUGAAAGAAGGCAUGAAGACAUCAUCCUAGUUAUCAGUCAUGGCCGAUAAACGGAAACUUCAAGGUGAAAUAGAUCGAUGUCUGAAAAAAGUAGCGGAAGGUGUAGAACAGUUCGAAGACAUCUGGCAAAAGGUGAGACGGGACUGUGACAAGCUUCACAAUGCAGCCAACGCCAACCAAAAGGAGAAAUAUGAAGCAGACCUCAAGAAAGAGAUUAAAAAGCUACAGCGUCUUCGAGACCAGAUCAAGACGUGGGUGGCAUCCAACGAGAUCAAAGAUAAACGGCAGCUAGUUGAGAAUCGUAAACUCAUAGAAACGCAAAUGGAGCGGUUCAAGAUAGUGGAAAGAGAAACCAAGACGAAAGCCUACUCAAAAGAAGGACUGGGUCUGGCACAGAAGGUCGAUCCGGCCCAGAGGGAAAAGGAGGAGGUCGGGAUGUGGCUAACGAAUAUGAUCGACACGCUGAACAUGCAGGUGGACCAGUUUGAGAGUGAAGUGGAGUCUCUGUCGGUGCAGACCAAAAAAAAGAAAGGAGACAAAGAGAAGCAGGACCGGAUUGAGGAGCUGAAGAAGUUCAUCGAGAAGCAUCGGUACCACAUCCGGAUGCUGGAAACAAUACUGAGGAUGCUGGACAACGACUCAUUGCAGGUGGACUCCAUCAAGAAGAUCAAGGAUGAUGUGGAGUACUACAUUGACUCGUCACAGGAUCCAGAUUUUGAGGAGAACGAGUUUCUGUACGACGACCUGGAUCUGGAAGACAUUCCUCAGACGCUGCUCGCCACCUCCCCCCCGGGACAGUCCGGCUUGGAGGACGAGAUCUUCCAGCACUCCAGCAGCACACCCACCUCCACCACCUCAUCUUCACCCAUCCCCCCCUCGCCUGCCACUUGCACUACGGAGAACUCCGAGGAUGACAAGAAGAGAGGACGUUCAACAGACAGUGAAGUUAGUCAGUCACCUGUGAAGAACGGAAACCCCUCCUCGUUAUCCUCUUCCUCCUCCUCCUCCUCCUCUUCCUCCUCCUCUUCCUCCUGCUCUUCUUCCUCCGUCUCAGGACUGAACCCCUCCUCGCUGGUCUCUAUGGCGACCAUCGCUGGGGGUGGGAGCAGCGGCUCUGGGGGCAACAGUCAUUACAGCAACUCGGGGGGGCUCCUCUCCAACACCUCCGCUGGCAGCUACAGCAACGCCACCCAGCAGCCCCCCCACCCGUCGGCGCAGCAGCAGCAGCCGGCCAAGAACUCAGUGAGCUCCUCCUCCUCCUCCGCCCCGAUCGCCUGCCCCAGCAUCAACAGCCACCCCGCCUCCUCCACCUCCUCCCCCCCCAACGCCAGCAUGCAGGGGCUCCUGAGUUCGAACUCCCUCGCUCCGUCAGGCCCCUCGCAGACCUCCAACAGCUUCGGCCUCGGCCUGGGACUCUCUCUGGGGAAAGGCGGCAUGUCCAGCUCCCUCACCACCAGCCCCAUGUCCGGGGGGCUCGGCCUAUCGGGGAUGCCGGCAUCCCUGAGCACCAUGGCGAGCCUUCUCUCCAGCUCCACCCCCGCACCGUACGCUCAGGCAGCCGCCUCGGGCGCCGUGGGCUCCGGGUUACCAGGUUUACCGGGCUCGCUGGGAGGCGUCAGCACCACGAGCUCCAACAGCGCGUUGGGCUCCAUCGGCAGUGGGAACAUCACAGUCGGCGGGCCGACGUCUUCAUCGGGGGGUCUGCUGGGGGCGUCGACCUCCAUGGGCAGCAUCGGCUCCGGGAUCCUGGGUCUGAGCUCCAGCCAGUCGGGGAUGCAGGGGAUGUCUCUGAUGUCACCGAGCCCGGUCGGGGGUCUGGCUCCGGGGAGCGGCGUCGGCAUCAUCGGGAGCAACGGGGGUAACUCUGGAUCCGUGGGGAGCGGCGUGGGGGGGGGGAACUCGUCGCUGUCCGUCGGACCGCCGAGUCGACAGAAGCAGAACGGAAGCACGAGCUACAGUGCUGUGGUGGGCGACAGCACAAUAGACUCCGCCCUCAACAUGGUCAGCCAAUCACUAAACAGCCAACCCUCAUCUUUGACCUCCUCAGCCAAUCAGCCUAAGGACACUGGUCCCAGUCUACUGGGCUCCAUCACUCUGUCGUCCAGCUCUCCAUCGCCGGGCUCCUACAGUGACGCCAAAAUGGUGAGCGGCAGCAGCCUGCUGAACGGACCGCUGGGCUUCUCCCAGUCCGAUGGCAUGAAGUGUCACAGCUCAGGAGCUCUGAGCUUCCUGAAACUACCAAGGUCCGAGUUUUCAUGUCUACCACAAAAGGAAAACAUCCUGAUGGACUCAGAGAACUCGACCCUGUUUGAAGACAACAUGACCAUGAAAGACGAGCCCCAGGAGCCUCUGAGCAGCCUGAAGGCCAUGGCCGAGCGAGCAGCACUCAGCUCAGGGAUGGAGGGAGACGUGACUUCCCUGCACCUCACCCCAGACAUCUUCCCGAGCAGCACUACAUCCUCCUCCGGACCCCCGUCUGCGCCUCAGACCUCGCUGUCAGAGGUCAGCAUCCCCCCGUCACUGGGGGUCUGUCCACUGGGGCCGGUGCCCGUGUCCAAAGACCAGCUCUACCAACAGGCCAUGGAGGAGGCGGCGUGGACGCACAUGCCCCACCCAUCCGACUCCGAGAGGAUCAGGCAGUACCUGAUGAGGAACCCCUGCCCCACCCUGCCUUUCCACCACCAGGUGCCGCCCCCCCACUCUGACACGGUGGAGUUUUACCAGAGGCUUUCCACCGAGACCCUCUUCUUCAUCUUUUACUACCUGGAGGGCACUAAGGCCCAGUAUCUGGCAGCCAAAGCCCUGAAGAAGCAGUCGUGGAGGUUCCACACAAAGUACAUGAUGUGGUUUCAGAGGCACGAAGAACCCAAGACCAUCACUGAUGAGUUUGAGCAGGGAACCUACAUCUACUUUGACUAUGAGAAAUGGGGCCAGCGGAAGAAGGAGGGAUUCACUUUCGAGUACCGGUACCUAGAAGACCGUGACCUCCAGUGACCUGCGGAGAGACAUGUGGAAGGACAGACGGGCGGACGACAGAGAGAGAGAGAGAAAGGGGCGUGGACGGAGGAAAGAAUUAGCGAAUAAUCGAACGAACAAAUGCGGGCGGUCCGGCGGCUGACAUUCCUGUUUCCACCUCAGCUCGCUGUUGGAAAGGAGACGUUCAGGGCCGGGGGGGGGCGACACCAGUC